Anguilla rostrata (American eel) is the source of this 1127-nucleotide messenger RNA. RefSeq names its product vacuolar ATPase assembly integral membrane protein vma21-like. Gene Ontology annotation, cellular component: endoplasmic reticulum membrane. Gene Ontology annotation, biological process: vacuolar proton-transporting V-type ATPase complex assembly. NCBI's taxonomy places the organism in Eukaryota, Metazoa, Chordata, Actinopteri, Anguilliformes, Anguillidae. The transcript has 3 exons. The coding region runs from base 100 to 414 and encodes 104 amino acids. The record is from RefSeq and is a predicted model, not a curated record.
GACUGCACCCGGAACUAUCACGUGACUAUAUUAUUCUGUUGCGUAUGUGAAGAAAUACUUUUUCAGAAACGACUUCCACAUUUUUAUUUUUAGCCCGAGAUGGAUCGAUUUGAUAAAACAUCACAACAUGCUAUGCCACCACCAGUGCAAGAUUUUAGAGGGACUGAUGGGUCCUUGGCAUCUGUUCUGAAGACGUUGCUGUUUUUCACAAUCAUGAUGAUCACCUUACCAAUAGGAUUAUACUUUACAUCUAAAGCGUAUGUUUUUGAAGCUUCGAUGGGGUUUUCCAGCAAUGACAGCUAUUUCUAUGCAGCCAUUGUGGCGGUGGUUGCUGUGCACGUGGUGUUGGCUUUUUUUGUGUACAUUGCCUGGAAUGAAGGUUCUCAGCAGUCCAGAGUGGGCAAGCAGGACUAACGUGCAGUCAGAGGGCUUGUUGAGGAAGACCACAUGAAGAGGACCACAAGGCACAUUGUGGCCAUAUUCCAGGAGAUACUGGAACUCCGCAGUGACCAUUGAGUCAUUUCAUUUUGACAUUUUGGGGUGACCUUAACAAGCUUAGUGCUUGUUACAGCAAUGGCAGCACUGCUCCGGAUGUUUCAGGGAACCUGCUGGAGAUUUAUCUUAUACAUCAUGAUACUCAGUCAUCAGAAAGUUCAAAAUGAAGUCACCAUUGGUUAAAAAAAUAAACCCAAAAAAAUUGCAGUCACUGUUUAAAAAAAAUACAAAGGUGGUUCCCAGGUGUUUCCCAGACCAUGUGUUCUGAUGAUUUACUGUAGGUUUUCUGUUUCUUCCAUGUUUCAAAUGUUGGCACUCAUGCCAGUCUGUUCUGUUGCAGCUGAUCCUCUUAUGCUGUCAUUUCACAGUGAUCAUUUGAGUUACAUCAUUUCCUGUUUCAUUUAAAUAUGUAGAUGGAUGGAAAAUAAGCAUUGAGUUUGCUGAAUUACAAUGUCCAGGAUCUGCGUACACUUUGGUGGGCACUGAAUGACAAUAUUGUGAGUAGUUGCAAUAAUUUAUAAUAGAGAGUGCUCAUGUUUGAUCAAGGACUGUACUACGAAAAUAUCGGAGCAGGAAGUUGCCUUUAUGUAAUUAUGGUUUUAAAAUAUAUAAACGUACCUUUUUAAAAGAAA